Messenger RNA from Chilo suppressalis (striped riceborer), 2582 nucleotides. The record is from the annotation of a GenBank genome assembly. NCBI's taxonomy places the organism in Eukaryota, Metazoa, Arthropoda, Insecta, Lepidoptera, Crambidae.
GUUUCAUGAAUCGAUAUGCUUAGUGGCCGUAUUUCACGCAAGCAAUUCUGUUUCUGUUUUAUUUUUAUUAAUUGAAUAGAAUAACGUUUUAUAGUGUAACAGUGUGCCGCUGAAGUGGCCGUGGAGGGAGAAGGUAGUGCUGUGGCGGGAGGCGUAGGCCUCACCGUGAGUAGUAAGGUGUAUCCCAGUCCGGGGGCGGCGCGCGGCGUGUGGGCGCUGCCGCAGCCGCCCCCCUGCUCGAUGGCGGCGGAGGAGCCUCUCCCACCGUGCUCGCCGAUGUCGCCGGACACGCCGGCCGCCCCGCCCCGUGCCAUCACCAGCUUGUAUCACCACUCCGACUUACACCAACUGAUUUUUGAGGCGGUGCGCUCGGGUGAGGUAUCAGAAAUAGAACGACUAGUGGAGAAGCUGGGCGUGGAAGUCUUGAGCGCCCGCGAUCAGCACGGGUACACGCCGGCACACUGGGCCGCACUGGAUGGCAGCGUUGCAGUGAUGCGGUACCUCGUAGAGAGAGGCGCUCCUAUCGACCUGUCCUGUCUGGGCACCCAGGGUCCACGUCCAAUCCACUGGGCAUGUCGGAAAGGUCAUGCAUCAGUUGUCCAAGUGUUGCUGCAAUCAGGGGUAGCUGUUAAUGCGGCAGAUUUCAAAGGCUUGACGCCACUGAUGACGGCGUGCAUGUACGGAAAGACCGCUACUGCGGCUUAUUUAUUGGGGAUGGGGGCGGCGACACGACUCUCUGACAUUAAUGGAGAUACGGCCCUACAUUGGGCAGCGUACAAAGGCCACGCAGACCUAGUGCGGCUUCUUAUCUACUCCGGAGUUCCAUUGCAUUGCACUGACAACUUCGGUUCUACGCCACUGCACCUGGCAUGCUUGUCAGGCAAUCUCACAUGCGUCCGGCUAUUAUGUGAAAAGGUAAAGGCGGAGUUAGAGCCCCGCGACAAGAACGGCAAAACUCCACUUAUGCUGGCCCAGAGCCACCGCCACGCGGAGGUGGUGAAGCUGCUGCAGAAGGAGAUGAAGCGGAAGUCGCACUGGAUGCCCCCGCUCUCUGAACUGUGGGCGUUACUGUUCGGAGGCGCGGGCGAUUCCAAGGGACCACUACUGUUCUUCUUAAUUUCCGUCCUGCUGUGGGGGUAUCCCAUGUAUAUAAUAAGGUGUAUACCGUUGACUUGGAACACUUUGCGACUAUCGCACUACUGCUUCCUGUACUGGAACGCCAUAAUGUGGCUGAGUUGGGUGACCGCCAAUCGACGCGAUCCAGGUUACAUCCCCCAAAACUCAGAAACCUAUUAUCGAGCAAUAAGGCAAAUACCUUACUACGACAAAUGGAAGAAGAGAAAUGUCAUACUUUCGAGACUUUGCCAUACGUGUCGGUGCUUGAGACCACUGAGAGCCAAGCAUUGUCGCAUCUGCAAACGUUGCGUAGCGUACUUUGACCAUCAUUGUCCGUUUAUUUACAACUGCGUCGGGGUUCGCAACCGCAUGUGGUUCUUCCUGUUCGUGAUGAGUGUAGCGAUUAACUGCACACUGUCCAUAUAUUUCGCAUGCUAUUGCCUUCUGCUUGAAGGCUUCGGAUUGCUCUACGCUUUGGGAUUACUGGAGGCCAUCACAUUCUGUGCCCUGGGCUGGAUACUUACGUGCACAUCCAUACUGCACGCGUGCAUGAACUUGACGACCAACGAAAUGUUUAAUUACAAGAGGUAUCCUUACCUCAGGGACAAAAGAGGCCGGUAUCAGAAUCCGUUCUCCAGAGGCCCCAUCAUGAAUUUGAUCGAGUUCUUCGUUUGCCUCCCCGACAAAUGCGACGAACAAGACUUUUUACAUGAGGAGACUAUAUGAUCUGAAAUGCGAUGACGUACUGCCACUAUAUUAGCUUCAUAAGGAACUCUUAGAUUAUAUGGUGCUGUCAUUAAUGGGUUCCUAUGCAAUGAAAUGGCACAAUGUAAAUACUAAAAUACAAAAAGAAUCGCUUGCUCUUUGAUCUCGAACCACAUAUUUUCAUCAUAUUUAUCUUUACUGCUCUACAUAAAGAUAAGCCUAUCAGGCAGUAGAAAUUGAAUUUAAUGUAGGUACUAUAACUUACCUACAUUGAUAUCUAUAAAUAAAAGCUUGCACUGCAAGUAUUAAACAGUACAAAAUUAUUAAGAUUUGUUAUAUUCCAAGUUAAGAUUAAUCUAAGAAAAAUAUAUAUUCUUUUGCGUGAAUCGCUUACAUAAGAGUUAGUCAGAAAUAUUGUUUAGUAUAUUUGCAGUUUUUAGGAAUAUGUAGGUAGAUAACUUUGGAUGCACCAUGCGCAGAAAAAAAUAACUAUUGUGUUAUGUCCGAGAAAUUAUAAUUGUUUGUGUAUAUUUAAAUACAAGAGAAUACCUAUCCCAUUUGAUAAAUUAACAUAUACAUGAUAAUUUCAUAAGCAAAUAGGUGCCGGAUGCAACAUGUCACUAGAUUAAUUUAAAAAAUUAUGAACUCUUCAAAAAAUUCAUCAAAUAAGAUUUACCUACUUGUAUUUUCUGGUUUACACCUUUUAUUAGGAGAAAUAUAAACACAAUAAUUUGAAUUAAUAAAGAUCUUCUUGGAGCUUA